AUAAACAAUUCAUUUCAACUCUAUUUAGUUCAGUUUAGUUCGGCCCCAAUCAGUUCAAUUUAGUUCAGUUGUUUUCGGUAAAUAAGAACAAACCCUAAGGCUAAAAAAUAAGUUUAGUUAAGUAAAAAUAAUUUCGAUUCAGUUGAAGAAAUAAUAGAGAAUACGCAAGAAUAAUUUCAAUAAGGUGAAAUAAAGAGAGUCGAAGUACAAUUAAGACCAAAUAUACUACUUAAAAUAAAAUAAUUAAAAAAAAAAAAUGCCCACAAAAAUGUUCAUGUGAUCAACCAAAAGCAAAAACAAAAAUUGACGCAAUUUGAGCUAAAAAUCAGUUACUCCGUAAAAUAUACUCCUAUGAACGUCAUUUCUACGGUGACCCUCAAACGAUUUCUCUCAAUCUAACACACUGUCACUGUCAGACAGAUCAAAGUAGCUUGUUAACCAUGUCAAAGAUCCCAAAUUUGUUGCUGAUUUUAGUGAUUAAUUUCUGGGUUUUUCCUCCAGUUUAUUCUUUCAAUCACCACUACAAUGUGGGCGAUCAAAUCCCUAUUUUUGCCAACAAAGUUGGCCCUUUGAAUAAUCCCAGUGAGGCGUAUGAAUAUUUCGAUUUGCCAUUCUGCCGCCCAGAUCCUUUAAUCAGAAGAAAGGAAUCACUUGGCGAAGUUUUAAGUGGUGAUCGUCUGACAAAUACACGAUAUGAUAUAAGGUUCCAGGAAAUGAAAAUAGCAGAAGAAUGGUGCACCACUAAACUUGGAAGGGAGGAACUUGUUAAAUUUCGUGAUGCAAUUCAGAGGGAUUAUUACUUCCAGAUGUUCUUUGAUGACCUCCCAUUUUGGGGAUUCAUUGGGAAAGUUGAAGGAGAGAGCUUGAACCCCUAUAUGAAAGGGUCAAGAUCCUAUCUAUUCACACAUGUUCAGUUAGAUAUCUUAUAUAAUGACAAUAAUGUUAUAGAAGUGCACGCUUUCAGUGACCCCAAUCAUGUUGUUGACAUAACAGAAGAUGCUGCAAUAAAUGUAAAGUUUACUUACUCAGCAAAUUGGAAUGCAACAUCAAUCCGAUUUGCAAACAGAAUGAAAAGAUAUUCAAAGGCAUCGUUGCUCUCACCAGUUCAGCAACUUCACUGGUUUUCAGUCAUUAAUUCAGCUGUCAUCAUUUUGCUAUCAAUGGGAAUACUGGCUGUGCUAUAUUGGUGGAAUAUCAAGAAUGAUUUAAGAAAGUAUUCAAACGGAGAUGAAGACGAUAGAGAGAUUGGAUGGGCGUGCAUUGAGGGUGAUGUUUUCAGAUGCCCGACAUUGUUGUCUCUCUUUUGUGCUGUGCUUGGCUGUGGCACUCAACUUUUUCUUGUGUUUUGCUGUUUGUUUUUAUUAACCUCCCUUGGUCUUCUAGUGCCAUAUACCCAUGGGACUUUAUGGACAGCUGUUGUUGUCAUUUACACUGUAACAUCUGCAGUUGCAGGUUAUACUGCUGCUUCAUUUCAUUGCCAAUAUUCAGAAACUGGAUGGGAAAGAAGUGUCCUUCUGACAGGGAUUCUCUUUAUGGGUCCAUUGGCACUUGUACUUUCUAUCCUUAAUACAGUAGCAGUAUCAUAUGGGUCUACAGCUGCUCUACCUUUUGGCACCAUUGUUGUGAUGUUUCUCAUACAUACAUUUGUUACUGCCCCACUUCUUGCAUUAGGAGGGAUUGUUGGAUGUCGUUAUAGAUGUACAAAAGUUGUGCCUUCUACCAAGAAGUACGUGAGAGAGAUACCACCAUUAAAUUGGUAUAGAAAAAUCCACAUUCAGAUGUUUCUGGGUGGUCUCUUACCUUUCAGUGCAGUUCUCGUGGAGCUGCAUCUGCUAUAUGCAAGCAUGUGGAGCUACAAACUAUUUACACUACCGAGCAUUAUGCUCAUCAGCUUCUCAAUCCUUGUCUUACUGACUGCUAUAUUAAGUGUUGGUUUGACAUACAUUCAACUUUCUGUGGAAGACCCUGAAUGGUGGUGGAGGUCUGUAUUACGUGGUGGAUCAACAGCUAUGUUUAUGUUUGUCUAUUGUAUAUACUUCUAUGCCAGAUCACAUAUGGAUGGUUUCAUGCAGUUGUGCUUCUUCCUGGGCUACAACGCUUGCAUUUGUUAUGCUUGUUUCUUAAUGCUUGGUGCAAUUGGUUUCCGUGCUUCUUCAAUAUUCAUCCAGCACAUGUAUCAUGGCGUUAAGAGCGAGUGAAUUUCAUGCCUUUUAAUUUUUGUCCCACUUUUACUGACUAUCCUCGACAAAUACAUGAUGUGUACCCCCAAAAAUAGGGAUCCCUGUCGUUUACCUCCAUUAAUCAAAUGAAGGCCUUACAAGAUGCAAGACCAUGCUGAUGAAAGUUCCAGUAUGGAUGACUAAAGAUGGGGGAAGAGGAGUUUUGCACAAUUUCUAUUAUACUCAUGAAGUAUCAUGUGCACGGUACUCUGGAAUCAAAAUGACGCUGCUUGUUCACUAAGUUUCCCAUUCUCUUAGCUUCUCUUAUGCUAUACUAUGCUUUCUUUCAAUUGAAAUUACUAUUGGAAAUUCAAUCAAUCUUUUUUUUUCCAAUUGCAAUUUCUUCAAUUGCAAUUCUCUCA
Messenger RNA from Chenopodium quinoa (quinoa), 2581 nucleotides. RefSeq names its product transmembrane 9 superfamily member 5-like. Gene Ontology annotation, biological process: protein localization to membrane. The transcript has 8 exons. Gene Ontology annotation, cellular component: membrane. The coding region runs from base 441 to 2198 and encodes 585 amino acids. Lineage: Eukaryota; Viridiplantae; Streptophyta; Magnoliopsida; Caryophyllales; Amaranthaceae. The record is from RefSeq and is a predicted model, not a curated record.